AUGCACUACGUACCCAUGGUUAUACCUAAGCUCAGAAUCUUCGACAUAGCUGGUGUGCCUUUCGAUGACGUCUCUCCAGAAGAAAAGAUAUACACCGCCAGUAUCGAGAAAAAAGUCAACUCGGACAAUGAAAAUUUCGAUCAGAUCGAGAAUUAUGCAGUAAACCUCGAUGUCACAAGACGACCCCAUCCCAUUGCCUUGCGCCUGUUUCUUCUAGAGCUCGAUGAUUUUGUUCGCCAUAAUCACUUCAACAUUCUCCACCCGAUCCUUCGGCGCUCGAAUGAAGAAGAGGAGAAAUUACAAAGUGUCUGGUUGAAGGGACACACAGACACCGGCGGUAUCACUAUCCUAUGGAGCCAGCCUAUUGGCGGCCUGCAAAUUAAGGCUCCUGACGGCACGUACUACAAGCACACAAUUCACCGUGUCAUCCAGCCCCCCUCGGACCAACGUGCAUACGACCGUCUGGGUGUAUACUACUUCUCGAUGCCAGAUAACGACGUUCGUUUGUUGCCGUGUUUUGAGAGCCCUGUGUUAAAGCGCGUUAGGAUUGAGCGCAAGUUUCUCGAUGAGGAUGCGCCAUUGUCCAAGACGUGGAGGAAGAGAAGGAUGAAGGCAUAUGGUCGGAGGACUGAUCUUAAGAAGGGGGUGGAAUUCGAUGUUGAGGAGGAGGUCAUCGAGGGGAUUGUGGUGAAACAUUAUAACUAA
Messenger RNA from Suillus discolor, 705 nucleotides. RefSeq lists its product as uncharacterized. The transcript is spliced from 7 exons. Bases 1 to 705 code for a protein of 234 amino acids. The record is from RefSeq and is a predicted model, not a curated record. NCBI's taxonomy places the organism in Eukaryota, Fungi, Basidiomycota, Agaricomycetes, Boletales, Suillaceae.